Molecule: messenger RNA, 1778 nt
Organism: Prunus persica (peach)
Lineage: Eukaryota; Viridiplantae; Streptophyta; Magnoliopsida; Rosales; Rosaceae
Exons: 2
Coding region: 510-1538 (342 amino acids)
Source: RefSeq, a predicted model, not a curated record
UAUAGUGUACAAUAAUAAUGGGCCAAUUGGGCAAGUUGCAAGAAGGUUGAGAAUAUAUAAUUCUAGUUUCUGUUGAUACCGUACAACAGAAAGCACAAGCAAUUAAGAAAGAAAAAAAUAAAGUAACAGCAGACAAUGCAGGCAUACAGAGCCAUUUUAUCGGGUGCAAAUUAUGGCAUUGAUAUUGUCAAAUCACCAGCAAACUCAUAUUCUGAAUCAGAUCCAAAGCAAAAACAAAAGAGAAAAAUAUAAAUAAAAAAAUCAUCAAAUUGUCAACAAUAGCUAUGUCUUCAAUCACAAUCACCAGCCCCAAAGCAUUGACCAAGAUUAACCAUCCCGCAAAGUAUUUAAGGGAACCACGUAGAGCCCAUGUUCUUCGUAUUACCAGACUUGGAAUGUGUACAUUCGAAAAAGAUAAUGCCAUAAAACCCACUUGUUAGAUUAGUUUAAAGGGGUGUGAGCUAUAUAUAUCAGCAUUUCAUUCCCAUUGAAUAGGGAAAAAAGAAGCCAUGGAUUUCUUAGGCAACAAAAAGACACUGAUCAUUGUGCUACUCUUUGUAUCUGCUGCUGUUCUAGCACAGAGUAAGGGAACUUCAGAUAUCAAAGUUUGCUACGGCCGGAAAAGCCGCUGCUUUCUCAAGCAGAUACCCUGCCCAAAGGAAUGUCCAUUUGCUUCACCAACAGACAAGAACGCUAAAAUUUGCUACCUCAACUGUGACUCGCCCAUAUGCAAAGCUGAGUGCAAAAAGCGCAAGCCUAAUUGCGAUGGCCCUGGAUCAGCAUGCAUGGACCCUCGCUUCAUUGGUGGAGAUGGCAUUGUCUUUUACUUCCACGGCAAGAAAAAUGAGUACUUCAGCUUAGUUUCUGAUCCCAACCUCCAAAUCAAUGCCCGGUUCAUUGGUCUCCGCCCUGAAGGACGAACCAGGGACUAUACUUGGAUUCAGGCCCUCGGACUCCUUUUUGACUCUAACAGCUUCUCCCUUGAGGCCACCAAAGCAUCAGCAUGGGAUGAUGAAAUUGACCUCUUGACAUUCACUUACAAUGGAGAGGAGCUAGUCAUCCCAGAAUCCCAUCUCUCUGUGUGGCAAUCUCCAGGCAAUGUCAUUAGAGUGGAGCGAACAUCAAGCAAGAACAGUGUCUUAAUCACUCUCCCAGAAGUUGCUGAGAUUUCAGUAAAUGUGGUGCCUGUGACAAAGGAAGAUGACAGGAUCCACAAUUAUCAGAUACCAUCAGAUGACUGUUUUGCUCACCUGGAAGUACAGUUCAGAUUCUAUGGCCUAUCCUCAAAUGUUGAAGGAGUGCUUGGAAGGACUUACCAGCCAGAUUUCAAGAACCCAGCAAAGCCUGGAGUAGCUAUGCCAGUGGUUGGUGGUGAACAAAAGUACAGAACAACAUCACUUGUCUCAGCAGAUUGCAUUGCUUGUGUGUUCGCUCAAUCUGGGAAGCUGGACCAAACAGAUUCAAGGGUGAUGGAUUACGGAAAGCUCGAUUGUACUGGUAAUUCCUUCGGCGGAAAUGGAAUAGUUUGCAGGAAAUAACUGCUAUUGUCACAUUCUCAAGGAAUAAGUGAAGGUUUCAACUUCUCAGAUGAUAAUUAAAGUUGUGUGGUCAAGAGGUGCUUAUUGAUGAUUUCAUAUAAUAGUCAAGAUUUAAUUAAGUGUUUCUCUUGUGUGUACUGUUAAUUUCUACAAUUUGUUUUUUCAGUAAGUUUGGCUGAGCCUUUUAUGUUAAAUUUUUGCAUUCCCCAAAUAAAUGAAAGUGUGCAGUUGAUGAAGAAA